AGACCCAACUACAAGCAUGGACAUUCACUUCUUCUGAGAUUGUCUUGGUUCCUGGGCCUUCUUACAGCCUGCAGAAGGAGCCUCCCAGUCUCCCGGCAGCCAAGUAAACAGAAGUGGGACCCUAGCUUCUGACAUGGCUUCCCCUUGCUCUGGGGACCUCAGCCCCACUGGUCUGGCCCCGCCCCCUGUCACCACUCCAGGUCCGGCUGCGCCCCCCGCGCCGCGCUUCCCCGACAUCUAUGGCGGCGACGCGCAGCUCUGGGAGGCGCAUUUCCGCGGCAUCGGGCGCGCCUACCGCGCUUUGGGUAAAGAGGACGACUUCGCUAUCCGCGUGCUCACGGAGGACUUCACGCUACCUUUCCCGUUCGCCUGGCCGCCAGGCCCGGACCCAGCCACCGGGCCACUCUUCUACGACCCGCGGGACCGCGCGGGCUUCGACUUCCUGCUGCGCGGCCCCGGCGCGCCACCCCCAGCGCUGCUGCGACCCCUGCACGCUACGGCGCAGGCGGCCGAGCGCAAGCGGCGCCUGGAGCGCCUGGCGCUGAGCUAUGCGGGCGCCGGCCGGCCACCCGGCUUGGUGCUGCUGGCUCCGGCCACCGCCGCCUUCCCUCCCGAAGCUGGCCGUCCUGCUUGGCGCGCCCUCCCCCGCGACAGCGAAUAAAGCCUCUGCCUUUCCUGUC
Molecule: messenger RNA, 680 nt
Organism: Mastomys coucha (southern multimammate mouse)
Lineage: Eukaryota; Metazoa; Chordata; Mammalia; Rodentia; Muridae
Exons: 3
Coding region: 134-661 (175 amino acids)
Source: RefSeq, a predicted model, not a curated record